GCUGCCAUAGCCACAGUUAACCUAUUUAGACGAGGCUCUCACUCUAACCUACAUACUUCACUGUGCACUCAUCUGAACUACUUAACCCUAUAUCUUUUGGCUGUGCCAGAGUGUGCUGUGUUACAAGUUACAUGUAAAUCGCAACGUUUACACCGGGCUAUUGCGAAAUAUUUCGUCCGAUAGCCAAGGCCUAGAUGCGUCAUAAUUCAUAAUAAAGUAAAGAAAUCAUUUGAUUCUGCAUAACACAAGUAAGUCAGGAAGGUAACAAAAAUAACUUAGACUUAGAUUUAACAAUAAAUAUCGGCCCCCGCUAUCAGUUAAUGAAUGAUUCAAACCUUUCCUUUGGUAAAUACUUAAUGAUAAUGCAGUGAGUUGAGUGAGGUAAUAAAUGUCAUGAACCUGAUCAAAUAAUACAUUUUUAUGACAAGCCAACUACUACAGACUACAGUCUCAACUAAAUCCCUUUCCCGACUGGGAUCCCGUUCGAUUUUUAGUAAACAGAAGAUAUCCAAUUUAGAUUUAGUUUUUUUUUUUACCUAUGAUCUUUGUAAGUUACAAAUUGUCACACAUGAGUAUAAGCCAGCAAGGACCUUUUUUUAAAAAGUCUAGUUAAAUGCGCUGGACUACAAUUACUACUCAGUAUCUCUAGUACACAGGCUCUCAAGUCAUGACUUCAUUUUCAGCAGAAGAAGCAAAGUGACCUGUGACCCUUACCAUGUCCACAAUAUAUUUAAAAAAAGGGCUUUUAAAUAAUUUAAAUAGGGAAAAUUAAAACAUUUUAAAAUUUAAUUUUUCAGUAUAAUAAUAAAGGCCUAAUUGGUGACAUAUUUAAUGUCAAUGACACUGUCAUGAUGGAAAUUGCAACUCAAACUUUAAGAAGACACCAAUUAAAAAAUAAAAAUACUUAAUACUUAAUUUUACUACUUUUCUUAGUUUAACUGUUCAUAUAUCCAAAUUUUUCUCAACAAACUUUAACUGUUAUAUCCAAAUUUUUCUUAAAAAACCUAUCAAAAUUAACUCUUUAUCCAAUUAAGGGAUAAGUGGUGAAAACUGAAUUCAAUGCUAGAUUUUAAGAUAAGAUAAGAUUCUUUUUUUUAUCCAAACUGUCCGGCAAACAAAGACAAAUGGAAAUGUUUUAUGAUUGCAUUGUACAUUUUCAGCACAUGAAUGAAACAAUUUGAACACAAGACCUCUAUAUUAAAUUAUUUCAAACAGAUAUUCAGUGAGUUCUUAGCCAUAUCAGGGACUUAUUAGUUCUAAUUAAGAUUUGUGACUUCAGGGGGAGCAUGCUGGUAAAUUCAUACAGAUUGGGGAACAAAAGAAUUUUUAUAUCUUUCAUUCCUCGCCCUGACGGAAAGAAUUUGUCCUGAACGGGCCGAUCCUAAGUAUCUGUGAUGAAGAGGGUGGAAUGUAUCAUCCAAAAUGUGUUUAGUUUUACAAUAACAUCUUUCUUCAAAUAAUUCUUCCAGUAAAGGAUGUUUAGUUUGUGUUAUGUUCCUCGCUUUCUUGAUUAGUCGGUUUAUGUGGGUUUUAAUAUCAGAUGUUGAAUUCCCACACCAGCAGGUAAUACUGAAAUUAAGCAGGCUUCCAAUUGUUGCACUGUGGAAUAAGUUAACGACUUGUUUGUUUACACUGAAAUGGUACAGUUUUUUGAGGUAGAAUACCCUUUGUUUGAAUUUCUUAUACAGCAUUUAGCCGUGCUCAUGCCAUGUUAGCUUAUUAUUAAUGGUGACACCUAAGUACUUAUAUGCCUCUUUUUUCUCUACACUUUGAUAUUUUUAUGUUGAGAUCUGUAAUCUGGUGUUCCCCCUCCUGAAAUCAACAACCAUUACCUUUGUUUUUGAGACAUUCAGGCUGGAGAAAAUUUUCAUCGCACCAAUUCAUAAAGCUUUUAACUAAGUUGCGGCAUAAGCCUUCUCCUUCAGAUAUUAAGCCAACGAUGGUGGUAUUAUCAGCAAAUUUUAAGAUUGGAACGGUGUCGCUUGAGCUUUUAAUAUUAUUGGUAUAUAUUGUAUGCAGUACAGGGGACAGAACGCAGCCUUGUGACGCCCUGGUGCUUAUUUCUCUGGUUAGAGAUAAUUGGUCAUUUACCUUGACAUAUUGUGGUCGAUUUGUUAAAAAGUUCAGUAUCCAAGCCUGAAUAUUUAAAUUUACACCUAACGAGGAAAGUUUCUUUAUCAUAAGAUGUGGUUGGAUAGUGUUAAAGGCUGAUGAGAAGUCUAAGAAUAGCAAUCUGGCAUAUUUUUUGGACUGUCUAGGUGACGGUAAAGUCUCUCCAACAAUAGUAAGGUAGCAUCCUCCGUACUUCUGGCAGGUUUGUCAGCAAAUUGGUGGGGGUCAAGUUUUUGCUGUACUUCAUUCAAAAUUUGUCUCAGAAUAAGUUUCUCAAAACAUUUCAUUACAACAGAGGUAAGUGCAACAGGUCGUAAGUCGUUGUUGCAAGUUACCUUAUUUUUCUUUGGAAUUGGUAUGAUUUCUGAAGUUUUCAAGAUUGUUGGUACUGUGUGAGUUACAUAAGAUUUAUUAAAUAUGUAAAAAAAAAAUAUAGGAGAGCUGCUCUGAGCAUAGCCGACCACUUAAUUUGUCUGGCCCUGAUGCCUUGGCUGUGUCCACUUGUUUAAAUAAUGACAUCACUUCCUGUUCGGUGAACAAUAAAGUACCAUCCUGUGUAAUACUGCCAUCGUUAAAUGAAUUCAUCAUCUCAUUGUGUACACUUCCAAAGUCCAGACAUUCAAAACGACAAUAAAACUCAUUUAAGUCGUUAACAAAAUUCUUCACGUCCUCAACACACAACCAUUCACGCUUAGGAGUAUAUCCUGUUAUUUGCUUUAGACCAGUGUUUUUUAGAUAAAUUUAAAAAAGCUUCAGUAACACUGAUAUAUUUAAAACUUAUUUAAUAACCAGUACUUAAGUCUUGGACUUAAAGUGAAUAUAAAACAAGUGUUAGAGGAAAAAAUCAUUUUCGAUAUGAAAGUUGGAUGUGCUAUUAUUGACAAGCAAAUCAAAGUGUGACUUGAUUAUAGGCAGUGCUACCUGGUACACUUAAGGUAAACACCAAUGUUUCUGAUCAGAAUCUAUAGGCUCUAGGGAGUGACUAUGAAAUGGUGGCUGGAGUGGUGCAUGCAGAGAUUGCGGCCUGGGCAGCAUUUUUUUCUUUAUAUUGAGGGGCGGCAUUGUCAGCCACCUGCCAAGUUUUUUCAUGGAAACUUGAUGGCCCAGGUUGGCACUAACCCUAGCUACGCCACCGGGUGAAUAUAAUUUUUUAUACUCGAAAAUCUCUAUGAAAUGAGACUCAAGCGAGAAAACAUUUUUAAAAUUUCCUGUUUCUUGACUACUGUUGUGCGGACUGGCAGUUCCAAAGUUUCUGGACCAUUCUGGUCCAAGGACCACCAUUUUAAAAAAGAAAUUGGGCCAAUUAACCUUGUACAGUUUCUGUUGAUGUAAAAUUUAUAAAAACUUAAUGUUCCAAACUAAGUAGGCUCGCCCAUGAUUUAUAAUUUAGAUCUAAGUGUUUGACAAUAUUUUGUUAAAAAUGUUUAAUGUAUACUAUGUAGUCUUAUAAAUUCCUGUUAAACUUCUAUUAGGAAAGAGGAAUAAAUGCAUAUUAUGUGUUUAUAAUUUUAUAAUAUUAUUACGUACUAGUACCGUACUAUUAAGUUUUAAAUGGUUUUGCAAAUUUAACCCGUUUGAAGAUUUGGCUCAUUAGAUUAACAUGACGCAACAAAGGACUGAAAACCAGUAUACAAAGAAAAGUGGUACCAAAGCUAGUGAUACUAACAAUAUUCACUUUAACUAUCCUAUUAAAUUUAUAUAAAAAGCCUAAAUAAAAUUUACAAAAAUAACACUAUAAUAUCUUAAAGCACACUAAGUGAAAAAGUAUAAUCCUCGAAAGUUACAAAAUUUAAUAUACACACACAAAUAGUAAAAUCUUGUAAGGCUUCAAUAAUUAUAUUAAAAUGUCUUAUGUCUAUGAAAUUUAGCAAAUCUCUCUUGGUUAGUAACUGCCGGCUUAUUUAUAGGGAAGAUGUUAGAAGAAACCCUCCAGUAAAGAAAUUCUAGAAAUUGCAUCACUCAACAGCAUAUUUUUUUUUCUUCUUUCUUUGCAUCCUAUUUGGUUUUGGAGUAAAUAACUAUUAUUUGUUUUUCUUUUUGAAUUUUUAGGUUCAAGCCUCACUAUGGGGAAACUUAAUAUAUUUGAGAUUUCCUUUAACAAUGGAAGUGGUGUUUUUUAUAGUGGUAACAUUAUUCAAGGAUAUGUCACAGUAGAAUUGACAGAGCCAAUGAAAAUGAGAGGUUUGUGAAAAUAAAGUUAUUUUUUAACAGAAAACAUCAAGGGAGUUAUAAUAGUUUAUAAAUUAAAAUGCAUUUGUAUGCCAUUAGUUUUUAAAAUUGAGUUAAAACCUACAUGGAAUUUUACAUUUCUACUUUGAGCUUUUGACUUAACUUCCAUUUGAAAUACAGUUUUACUUAAAAACAUGUUGGUACUCAUUUAUAUCUACUCCUAGGUUUUAGGACAUGUUAGGAGUGACAAAUAUGGAACAGGAGAUUGACCAUCUUAUUUUCCUUAUUGGUUAAAAUCUAGCCCAUAAUUCCAACUGAUAUAUUGAUUUAUUUAUGUGAUCAAUAUUAUUCUUAAUUGAAAAUUUCUUUUGUUUUUCCUGUCUUAUGCACACAAAAAAUUUAAAAUGUACAGUUUGCAUACCGGUAGCAGUGUGUUCUUAUUUGUCAAACUAUAGUCUGACCACAAUAGUAUCUGAGGGACAGUGAAUCAGCCACCCUGUUUAAAGAUGGUACAGAUUUAGAACAAAAUCUUAGCGAAUUUUUAAAUUAUUUUGUUAAAAUUGCUCCAUUUUAAAGGAAUAAAGCUGAACUUUGAAGGCAAAGCUUACGUCCACUGGACUGAAAGUCAAUCCACAGGCUCAGGCAAAAACCGUACCACAACAACCAGGCAUUACUCUGCCACUGAGAAAUACUUUGACCAAGAUGUUCUUCUAUUUGGAAUGUGUAAGCUAAUCAGCAAAAGUUCAAUAAACAUAAUUUUAACAGUGAUUAAUUGCAAUAAUUUUUAAAAAAAUUAACUUUAAAUAAAAAUAAAAAUUAAGCAGUCUUAUCUUUGGUCAAUCUUGGUUUUUUUAAAAAUAAAAUAAAAAUGUCUGACUCUAAUAAUUUGAUAUCAAUAGAAUGAUUUUUUAUUCCCUUAACCUGUAUCCAAGUAUAUUUUUUUUUAAAUAUUAUGUUAUGACAAUGAUAAAAUGUUUUGUUUGUCAGGGUCAGGACAAGGCAGUGACACCAAAGAAUUACAAGUUGGAAGGCAUACGUUUCCAUUUCAGUUUCAGCUACCACACGGUCUCCCUUCUUCCUUUGAGGCACACAUAGGCCAUGUGAGGUAUACUGUUAAAAGUACAAUUGACAAACCAUGGAAAUUCGAUCACAAGACCAAGAGGGUCUUCACUGUCAUCAGUGUCUUAGAUCUUAACAUUCAACCUAAUACUAUGGUAAAACAUUUUUAAACAGUUACGUUAACUCAGUCAAUAUUUUUGAGAAUUUAAAUAAAUUGUCUUAUGAUCAUUUUUUAAUAAAGUUAUUUGAACAUGAAAGGAAUCACAACCUACAAAUCAAAAUGACAAGAUCUCACUAUUAUUUCAUACUUACUAAAAUAAAUAAUUGCUGCAUUUCCUUUUAGUGAAGUAAUGAAAGUACAUUCAAUGUAUCUUUUAUUUUGGACAAUCUUAAAGGUAUUCAAAGCAAGUUUUGAUGUUUCAUUCCAUAUUUUUAUAGUCACGACUCCAAGGAACAAAACAGAAACAUUUGUGCUGCCUCUGUUGUAAAUCAGGGCCAAUCGAAGCAACUUUUCAUAUUGACAGAACGGGUUAUGUUCCAGGAGAAGCUAUUCAGCUUUAUGCUGAAAUCAGUAACGGGGCAAGUAGACGAAUGGACAAAUCAUAUGUUGAUCUGAAAAUGGUAAUUAUUUUCUGAUACUUUGAAGCAAUUUUUAAAAAAAAUUCAUUUUCAUGACUCUGAUGACCAGAUAUGAGUUAAGAUAUUCCAGUUAAGUUUUUUAGCUGAAAAUUGUAUGUUGGUACCCUGGAACUAGUGGAACUGUGAGCCAAAGUGUGCACAUUUUUAUAGCCAUUUUAAUGUUUCAUCUACUGUUUCUAUAGUCAUUUUUAUUGUAGUUACUAUUCUAGUGUCUCUGGUUUUUUUCCUUUUUCUUUUACUUUAGCAGUUUAAAUAGUUUAUAUAUUUUUAAUAAUUGUAAAGCACUUAGAGCUGUAAGGUAAGCGCUAUAAAAAAUCCCUAAAUAAAUAAAUGCCUAAAUAAAACUUUGAGGAAUUUCGAGAGUCCCUGGAGAUUGCUGCCAGUUGGACAAAAGGCUUAGGCCCUACUAGUUAAUUGUUCAGUUUAUUUUAAAUCACUUUAAGAUGUCUUAUGAAAUUUAUUGUCGUCCUCGCUUUAUCAAGGUGACAACAUUUCGUGCCACAACUAAGUCAAGAACCACAACAGCUGAAGUGGCGCGAGUAACUCGUCCAGGGAUUGCAGGUCACAGCGAAGACAGCUGGACAGGAGAACAGCUGGUAAUUCCACCCUUGCCACCAUCUUUCCUUGUGGGGUGCAAUAUAAUUGACAUACAUUAUAUCUUACAGGUGAGAUAAACUAAAUAGGCAUAUUAUCUUGCUUUCAUAUCGGCAUAAAAUUAAAGAUAGAGUCGAGCUCUUCAGAAAACUAUAACAGAGGAGCAGAGCUUUUCAGUACAAAAAAUAAAAACAGUCAUUACAAUGGAGACGGGUUUCACACUGCUAGCUAGACAUAAUUUACAAAGGUAAAGAGAUAUCCAUAAUGUAGUGAGUAUACUGUUGUACUGUAUGGUCUGUGAUUUAUAAAGGCCUAUUAGGCCUUUCUAAUAUAAUGUUAUAUAUGUGGUCUAAAUUAUAAUAGAAAGUACUGGUAUAGCUAAAACGUGUAAUAUUGUUUUGCUGAAUUUCACUGAGAUUAUCAGUUUUAAACAAAUAAUAUCAGGAUUAAGAUAUUUGGAUUAAUUAAGUUUCUAUUUUUUUAAAUUAUUAAUAUUAACAUUUUAAAAGGCCUCAAUUUCUUAUAUGCCAACAGGUCAUAUACUGAAAGGAAAUCUUAGUUUUAGAAUUGGGUUUUCCUUUGUUUAUUAUUAUACAAGUAAAUCUUAAAGAAGAAAAAAAUUAUAUCCCUAGCUGAAUGUGGACCCAUCUGGACCUGCCUUGGAUCUUGAGAUACCUUUAGAGAUUAUUAUUGGUACCAUACCUCUUAGAUCAGUUGUGGAUCAGUAUCCACCAAUGCCACCACUUGGUUUUAACAGUGGCAACAUGUAUGCUUGGGAGACCAGUCCUACAGCUCCUCCUGCUGAAAUGUACUAUCCCCUUCCACCACCAAGCAGCCUGCCUAAUUUGGGUGAGCAGGAACUUUUUUCCCUUUUGUCUAUCUGUCUUUGCAAGUUUUUGUAGUUUGAUAUUUUUUACACACUGCCAUCCUUCUUGAAUGCAAGCUGAUUCAAAGAACUCUCUACUGUAUUUUUUCAAGCAAAUAGUAAAAAGACUAUUAUCAAUUACUAAAUCUGAAUAUGCUCUACAUCCUUUUUGGAAAAAAAAAAUCUUAAAAUUUGUUGACUACCAAAUCACGGCAUAAAUGUGCUGAAACUACUGAAAGGGACAAGUAACUGUCAUAUUUUAAUGCUAAUCUAUGUUAAUGACAAAAUUCACAGGGAAAUAUCAUUUGUAAAUAUAUAUCCUGCUGUAUUUUAGUAGAAAUGUUUUGCAAAUGCAACCAUAACUUCUUGACAAAUUAGUUUUUAUUAAAUAUUCUUAUCAAAUAGAUAUCAUAAAUAAUUUUAAUUUCUUUACACCCCAUUUCUUCAUUUCAGCUCCGCCCUCUUACAAUGAGUGCAUUACAGGACGCUACAACAUGCUUGAAGAAGGCGAUGACAAACAUACCAGAGGUAACAUGGAGUAUGCACCUGUUUACACUUACUAUAACUGGGGCCACACACCUGGAGUCAUGCCAGCACAAUCCAAGAAUGCUAGCCAAUGAAAAGACUGGGGCCACACACCUGGAGUCAUGCCAGAACAAUCCAAGAAUGCUGGCCAAUGAAAAGAAUCAACAAGGACCCAGGAAUUUACAUUACAGUAAAUAUUAAUUGUAUUGCUGUGUUAAGUUAGACAACUAAAACUUACCAUGUUCGUUUAUGAAUCGACCUACUGGCCUAUUUAUAAGUUUCAAAGACCAUAACAAUGUUCUUAUGUGCUAAUUUUUAUUAAUUCUUUGUUUUCAUCAAAAUGGAAAAGAAGUUCAUUAUUUUUUUUAUAGAAAAGCUGACAUAUCUUUUACAAUGAAUUAUUUUGAAACAAAUGAUUAUACAACUGAGAGAAUUGAAUUCUUGACUUUUCUACAAUUCUUGAAAUUAAAAGUCUUUGUGCCUUGACAUCAGUUGUCAUAUAAAGAUGGCAAGAAGUUAACUCUAUAAUUUGCAUUUGUUCCUAUUCACUUCCAAACCAUUAGUCCCUAUUGCUGUUUACUUUAUGAUAAAGUUGUUUUUGUUAAGUUAUAUAAAUAUUAUGUUAUUAUCUUAAGUUAUGUAAACAUUAUGUUAUUACUGCAAGUUAUCUUAAUAUUAUGUUUAUCAGUGUAUUUAAAUUUAAAUUAAUGCUAAUUAGAUCACAAGGAUAUAGAGAGUGAUCAUGAAUCUUAAUGUAAAAUAUUUUAUGCCUUAUUGUAUCAACUUAGCUAUGUAUACCACAGCUCUCCCACCAGUCUCCAUAUGAGUUUUGUUAUGUUAAAUUAAAUAAUUCACACAUAGUUUUAACAAAAAACAAAAACUUAUAAAAAAUGUGGUCUCUUUCAUGUUGAUGACUGAAAUACAACUUUUUUGAAAGAGCAAUAAUAGUGCACUGUUACACAAUUAAUACAUUUUUUCCAAGUUAUUUUAUUUUUUUGCUUUUCAACCAGUUAAAUUUUCAUGGCAUGCUUUUAAUUUGUUGCGGCCAUGACACUGACGAAAUUUGAUCUAACUUAUAGAUUUGUCAAGUCCCAUUAAAUUACUCAAUUUAUUGAAUUUCUUAACUUAGAUGAUCUGUAAAUUAUUUUGGUGAUUUCUGUGCCAUUUAACAUUUACAGACAUUUAUUUUAUUGAUUUCAUUUUAGCAGUUUUAUUUUUCUUUAACUAAAAUUCCAGCCAAAACCUGUAUACCUAACAAAUAAAUAAAACUGUAACAUUGAAUUCAUUAAUUAAUCCUAAUGUUGCCUUCCCCUUAAGUGACUUAAUAAAAAUGCUCACCAAAUGUGAUAGCGAUAGUUAUGUGUAUGUAUCACAUUUUGACAAGUGAACACAUAUUUUUUGUGAUGACCACAAUGGACAAAUAUUAGAACCCGUAUAUAUUUUAAUAAUUUUUUAAAAUCUUUUUUAAUGGCAGUUCAGUUAAUAUUCAAUAUGCUCAAAGUCAAUUGGGUGCUAGUUUAUUGGAAUAGCUUCUCUGUACUUUUGUUAUCUAUAUACACAAUAUUUGUUUCAUGUAUUUAUCUAUACAUUUAUGUUUCAUUCUCAGCUCCAAGUUUAUAGACAUAACUGUUAAUGUAGAAAUGCUUUUAUUGCACUUUUAAACUAUAUUUAGUUACAAUGUACAAUUUACACUAUAUUUUUUAAAUCACCCAAGUAUUAGUUUGUACUCGUUUAUUGGGGCUUAAAUAAACAAAGUAAACUAAUAUUUAUGUAAACAUUUAUUUUAUUUUAUAUUUUACAUGUCAGUUUGUUACUUGGCCUAUUUUUAAAAAGUAAAAUUCUAUGUGUUGGUCAUACACUUUAGUUGGACAGCACAUUGGAAUCUAAAUAAUGUCUAUGUUGUAUAGGAAAUCAUCUUAGUACAGAUCUCAACAUAUUUUUCCUCAAUAGAUGUUCAUUUACACCACGAUAGAAAGACUGGAAAAGUUACACUGGAAAUUGGGUUAUCAAAAAUGUUUGUUAAAAAGAUUUGGAGAAAAAAAUUAUAUGUCAUGAUUGCAUCAUUUAUUUAAAGUUAUUUGAAAUGUAUUUUUACACUGUUUAGCUAGUGUUCAGGUUUAUUUAAGUUAUUUGAAAUUUAUUUUUACACCAUUUAGCAAGUGUUCAAGAAAAUCUUUUUGAUUAUUUGUAUAGUUAGUAAAGUAUUUUUUAAAGAUAUGUUACUGUUUACCCUACAUUUUAAUUUCAUUCAAUAAAGCAAUAUUUAU
Molecule: messenger RNA, 10230 nt
Organism: Lymnaea stagnalis (great pond snail)
Lineage: Eukaryota; Metazoa; Mollusca; Gastropoda; Lymnaeidae
Source: the annotation of a GenBank genome assembly